GAAAUAGUAGAAUGUCUACAGAUUUUGUGGCGUUUAAAUAAAUUACCAAAAAUAAACAUCAGAUGUGCUUCUUGCCUAAAAUAAAACAGAUUUUGUAUAAAAUAUCGCAAUACAUCGACAUUUACAAUAAAGUUACUAUUUAUGUUAAAGAAAAAACCAGUGAAGACGCAGUAUAGCCUAUAGUUUGAGCUAUUUAUAGUUUAUUUACAGGUGUACACGGUUCACAAAACACGGAAGUGACGUUACAGCUCACCAGACUUGGAUUAAAACAUUGGAUUACAGUAAACAGUGGGAUUGAGCGGCAGACCGUCCGAGCGACUUUAAAAAGAGUAUCCUGAUGGGAAUGUUGAUGUUCAGAUGCCCUGCAGAGCUGCUUCUGAAAGGCCUCAGAGUUGAAAAACCAACAGACCAACCCUGAGAUUGAGGGAGAGGUGAUUCCCUGAGUUCAGAGAACCCCUCCUGUUAGGAGCGAACUGGCCAACCUCCAGCCACAUUGCUGGGUAGCCCAUGCUCCCACAGUCCACCAUGGGCAGCUCUCCGGAGGUGCUGUCCUGGGCGUCGUGCCCCAGCCUGCUGGUUGGGAAGCUGAAGGAGGAGCUAAAGAACACAGUGGUUGGGGAUAGUGUUAAGAAACCCUCCCCCAACAUCCCUCCCCAGGCCCCAUCUCUACCUCCGCAGAUCAUCACAGACCUGGCUCCACCCACACACCUCCCAGUGUCCCUGUCAACGCUGGCCCCGCCGCCAGGCCAGGACGAGGAGGCGGUACUGGGUACCAGCCCACCAAUCACAGCGCUGAGUGAGGACUCUGGGCGGGAGCAGAGACACUUCGACAACAGCGUCUUGCAGCUACAGGAACAAGAGGAGACGGAGUCUCCGCCCCCAUGUGGUCAGGGCAGUGAGGGGGAGGGGACAGAAGAGGGGGUGUGUCCCAUACACCAACACCACCCUGGGUCUGGACCCCACAACCACCCGCACCCCCACGAUGACAUCAAGUUGCACUUUCAUAGAUCACCUGGUGGGGGCGGAGGAGGUUUCCUGGAGGGUUUGUUUGGCUGUCUCAGACCUGUCUGGAAUAUUAUAGGGAAGACCUACAGUACAGAAUACAAACUACAGCAACAAGACAUGUGGGAAGUUCCGUUUGAGGAGAUCUCGGAGUUGCAGUGGCUGGGCAGCGGUGCGCAGGGUGCUGUCUUUUUGGGCAAGCUGCACGGCAAUGAGGUGGCCAUCAAGAAGGUCCGCGAGCAGAAGGAAACAGACAUCAAACACCUGAGGAAGCUGAAACAUCCCAACAUAAUAAGCUUCAAGGGUGUGUGUACCCAGGCUCCAUGCUACUGUAUCUUAAUGGAGUACUGUUCCCAGGGCCAGCUGUAUGAGGUCCUCAGGGCAGGGCGGAAGGUGACCCCCAGGCUUUUGGUGGACUGGGCCUCAGGAAUUGCCUCCGGGAUGAACUACUUGCAUUUGCACAAGAUCAUCCACAGGGAUCUGAAGUCACCCAACGUCCUGGUGACCCAACAAGAUACGGUGAAGAUCAGUGACUUUGGGACAUCCAAGGAGCUCAGCGAUAAAAGCACCCAGAUGUCUUUUGCUGGGACAGUCGCCUGGAUGGCCCCAGAGGUCAUCAGGAAUGAACCAGUUUCAGAAAAAGUAGACAUCUGGUCGUUUGGCGUGGUGUUAUGGGAGCUGCUGACGGGAGAGAUCCCCUAUAAAGACGUGGAUUCCUCGGCCAUCAUCUGGGGGGUGGGCAGUAACAGCCUGCACCUCCCUGUCCCGACCACCUGCCCCGACGGCUUCAAGAUUCUCAUGAAGCAAACAUGGCAAGGUAAGCCGAGGAGUCGUCCGUCAUUCCGUCAGAUUCUUCUCCAUCUGGACAUCGCCUCCGCAGACAUCCUAGGAGCACCACAGGAAACGUACUUCAGGUCUCAGUCUGAGUGGAGGGAGGAGGUGAGGAAGCACUUUGAGAAGAUUAAGUCAGAAGGAACCUGCAUCCAUCGACUGGACGAGGAGCUAAUCAAACGAAGAAGGAAUGAACUCAGACAUGCCCUGGACAUCAGGGAGCACUAUGAGAGGAAGCUGGAGAGAGCCAAUAACCUGUACAUGGAGCUGAGCGCCAUCAUGCUGCAGCUGGAGGUCCGCGAGAAGGAACUCAUGAAGAGAGAGCAGGCUGUGGAGAAGAAGUACCCAGGGAAUGGGAAACGUGCCCAGCUGGUGCGGCCCAUCAUCAGGCCCAACGCCGUGGAGAAACUCAUCCGGAAGAAAGGCAGCCUGACUCACAAGCCUGGAAUGCCUCCCGCAAAGAGGCCUGACCUGCUGCGUUCUGACGGUAUCCCCAGUGUCGACAUGCUACCGUCCCCCUCGCCCCUCUCAGCCAGCCCCAAGGUUUCCACGCCCCCUGGCAAGCAGAGGCACCGCAGCAAGCCCCGGCAUCGCCGUGCCAACAGCAGGGGUUCCUACAACGAGUUCCCAGGGCUGCUGAAGAGCGGGCUGGCAGGGCCCGAGGAGCAGCAGCCCCUCCAACAACACUACCGGGCUCAGCCUCCGCCACCAGAGGGUGCUGUUCUGCCCUUGAAGAACCGACAGGAGGCGGUGGUGAAUUGUGCCAACAACCUGCGGUACUUCGGACCGGCCGCAGCCCUCCGCAGUCCCCAAACCGACCACCUGCAGCGCCGUCUCUCCGGGCCCGGGCCUGACCUCAUCCCCACAGCCGCGCUGGACUCGCGCCAGCGCAGCAUUUCAGUGUCCGGCCCAGGGGGUCCUGGAGGGUGUGGGGCGGUGCUGUGUCCCUGCUGCCAGACUCAGCCUUUCCCAGGGUGUCCUCAGUGCCGGCUGGGGGCCCCGCUGGCCCCCAGCCACACACAGCUGCUUCACUACCCUCUCCUGUCCACCUGUGGGAGGUCUUCCCCCGAGCCUCCCAGACCAGCGGAUGUCUCGGCAGAGGGGCCGGGUAGGACAGAGCAGCAGGACACGGCGCGGAAGAGCAGCUUACCCACUGGAGCGGGCCUGCCACGCAGCAUGAGGCCUCCCAGGAAGGCAGGAGAUGAGUCAUCUGAGGAAGAAGAGGGGGAGGUGGACAGCGAGGUGGAGUUUCCACGGAGACAGAGAGCUCAUCGCUGUAUGAGUUCCUUCCAGUCCUAUUCUACCUUCAGCUCGGAGAACCUAUCUGUGUCAGACGGGGAGGAGGGGAACACCAGCGACCACUCCCACAGCGGACCUCUGGACCGCCCCCUGGACCGCCUCUCAGCCUCCCAGGAGGAUCACCUGGACGAGCUACUGUCUCACACACCUGACAUCCCCAUUGACAUCAGCACACAGUCUGACGGACUGUCAGAUAAGGAGUGUGCUGUCCGCAGGGUUAAAACCCAGAUCUCCCUGGGGAAACUGUGUUCUGAGGAGCACAGUUAUGAGAACCCACUACAUUUUGACUCAGACUGCGACACCUCUGACGCAGAGUGUUCUGACGCUACCGUUAGGAACAACAGACCUGGAGCUCGCACCUCCUGGUGAUCAGCCUGAACAACCCCACCCCGCACCUAGAACAAAAACAACCCUUAACCUCUGUGGCAAUAAAAGGACCACCCCCAUUUUAAACAGUCUUCUACUAUAGCAACGCCCCUGUAAUAGCUCCUCCUCCUCCCUAAUCUCUGUGCAGCCCCCUCCCAGGCAAACUGAGCAGGGAUCUCUUUUGAAAUAUACUGUAGAUUGUUACAUUCUAACCUUUGUUCAUAUAUUUUUGUCUGGGUUUGAGGGGAAAAUCAGGAACUCUAACAGUGAAACUUUAAAAUGAACCACUACAAAGGAAAAACUGAUGUGACUUGUACAAUGUGUUAAUGAUGAAGAGAAGGAGGAAGAGAAGAACGAUGUAGUGGUGGUGGGAAUGAUGAUGAUAAUGAUGAUAAUGAUGAUGAUGAUUAGAAAGAAGAGUAAAACGAUGUGGAUGCAGUGCAGCUUGGACAAGAACGAGACCAGAAACUAACCAGUGGGGGUUUCUGUGACUGUGACUGUUUGGGCUGGGGCAGCAUGUGCUGUCAGGCGGACCCGGACCCAGAACAGGUCAGGUCCAGAUUAAACCAGGUCUAGAUCAGACCAGACUCUGACAUGAUUCUGUGAUUAGAACAACCAGCAGUGUCUCUGGGACUGACUGCAACUAUACUACAGUAAAAUAUAACCUACCCGAUGAACCGUGAGUUUACAGAACAACCAGGCCCUGUAGUCUGGCCGAAGCUGUAAGACAAAUACAUGGACAAAUAUAUUUUCAACACCAGCAUGAAACAACAGCCCAACCAUCUACCAACAUUCUCCUAAUCAUCAACCAAAUUGGCCCAGAAAAUGUUCUCCAACCAUUAUUCAAUGUUCCCCAAUUGUGGUCCAAACAUCAACCAUGUUCUGUGUUGAAAUGUACCCUGCAGUGGAUCCGCCCCAUCCUGGCAUGUCUGUCUGACCCUGACAAUAGAACAUGACCAUAGACCCAGGACCCUGACAAUAGAACCUGACCAUAGACCCAGGACCCUGACAAUAGAACAUGACCAUAGACCCAGGACCCUGACAAUAGAACAUGACCAUAGACCCAGGACCCUGACAAUAGAACAUGACCAUAGACCCAGGACCCUGACAAUAGAACCUGACCAUAGACCCAGGACCCUGACAAUAGAACAUGACCAUAGACCCAGGACCCUGACAAUAGAACAUGACCAUAGACCCAGGACCCUGACAAUAGAACCUGACCAUAGACCCAGGACCCUGACAAUAGAACCUGACCAUAGACCCAGGACCCUGACAAUAGAACAUGACCAUAGACCCAGGACCCUGACAAUAGAACCUGACCAUAGACCCAGGACCCUGACAAUAGAACCUGACCAUAGACCCAGGACCCUGACAAUAGAACAUGACCAUAGACCCAGGACCCUGACAAUAGAACCUGACCAUAGACCCAGGACCCUGACAGUAGAACCUGACCAUAGACCCAGGACCCUGACAAUAGAACCUGACCAUAAAUCCCAGACCAUAGACCCAAGAUCCAGACCAUAGACCCAAGACCCUGACAAUAGAACCCAAACAUAAAUCCCAGACCAUAGACCCAAGACUCUGCCAAUAGAACCAGACCCAAGCCCCAGACCAUAGACCCAAGCCCCAGACCAUAGACCCAAGCCCCAGACCAUAGACCCAAGCCCCAGCAUUUCUCUACUACCCAGCACAGAGCUCAGCUUUUAUCCCCUCUUUAAUCCGGAAUCAAUAAUCAAGUAUCCACUUCUGCAUUGAUACAGUUCUGCUCUCUUUACUCCAGUCAUGGUACUGGACUAACUGUAUGUCACCUGCUCAGGGUGGUCUAUCUGUGAAGAACCAGGACUGAUAGUACCUGAUUGUUCAGACUGGACCAGCACCAUGUUGUAUGUUGUUCUGACUGGACCAGUAUCAUGUUGUUCUGACUGGACCAGUACCAUAUUGUUCUGACUGGGCCAGUACCAUGUUGUUCUGACUGGACCAGUACCAUGUUGUAUGUUGUUCUGACUGGACCAGUACCAUGUUGUUUGUGGUUGAGUGGCACAUUGGACCAGGUUUAAGUCAUGAUAGCAGUGUUCAACCUUUAUAACUAGAGAGGUUAUAAAGGAGCUAGGUAUGCUAAAUGUAAUGAUUAUCUAGGUAGGCCAGAUGUAAUGAUUAGCUAGGUAGGCCAGAUGUAAUGAUUAGCUAGGUAGACCAGAUGUAAUGAUUAGCUAGGUAGGCCAGAUCUAAUGAUUAGCUAGGUAGGCCGGAUCUAAUGAUUAGCUAGGUAGGCCGGAUCUAAUGAUUAGCUAGGUAGGCCAGAUCUAAUGAUUAGCUAGGUAGGCCAGAUGUAAUGAUUAGCUAGGUAGGCCAGAUGUAAUGAUUAGCUAGGUAGGCCGGAUGUAAUGAUUAGCUAGGUAGGCCAGAUCUAAUGAUUAGCUAGGUAGGCCAGAUCUAAUGAUUAGCUAGGUAGGCCGGAUGUAAUGAUUAGCUAGGUAGGCCGGAUGUAAUGGCUAGCCAGGUAGGUAGGAAGCUGUAACAUAGUUACCACUGAGGUGCAGUAUCCCAGCUAUGAUCCAUUUGUUCCACAUCUCUUAACAGGGUUGUUGAGAAGGCAUUGAUGGUUCUUCAACAUCUCUCAGCAGGGAUAAUGAGAAGGCAUUGGUGUUUAUUCCACUUCUCUUAGCAGGGAUAUUGAGAAGGCAUUGGUGUUUAUUCCACUUCUCUUAGCAGGGAUAUUGAGAAGACAUUGGUGUUUGUUUGACUUCUCUUAGCGGUGUUCAUAAGGCAUUGGUGUUUGUUUCAAAUAUCUUAGUCGGAUUUUUAAUUAAGGCAUUAGUGUUUGUUCCACAUCUCUCUGCAGGGUUGUUCAUAAGGCAUUGGUUGUAGAUUGUGGUAAGCCAUGUAACUUUAUUUAACUGUACCUAACUAUGUUAUAUGGUUGAUAUCAGAGGAAGGAACAGGCGCCAAACAGCAAUAAUAAUGUAGGAUCAAGUCUCAGGUGACAGUUAGUAGAUGAUAUUGUAAUAGAUUGUAUGUGAUAGGUGAUCCUUAGCUCAGGGCUGUCUAGCCGGCUGGACAGAUGCACUGCCGCUUUCUAGUCAGUGGCAGACAGACAGGCUUUUUAAAUAGCUAUAUUUUUAAAGACUGAGAGUAGUUGUUGUAUAUGAUGCCAACUUGCCUUGGCUGGUUUGACGCUCAGGUUCAGUUGUAGAAAGUGUGUAUGUGCGUGCGUGCGCGAUAGCAAUAUAAUGUCCACAAGGUGGCGGCAGCUACUCUGGGUUAUGUUGCCCUGUGUUAGUGUUGUUUCAUAAUUAGUGUUCCAAAGAGCACUCUUUUCCCUAUAUACUGUACUACGUUAGACAUCGGUCUAAAGGGCCAUGGUCAAAAGCAGGGCGCUAUUUUGGUAAUAGGUCGCCAUUUGUGACACUUCUUUUGGUCUGAUAGGAUAAGGAUUGUUUUCUUCUUAGUUAAUCAUCUCAUCACAGUCUUGUUUACACCUUUGUGUAAUCUUCUUUAAAAAGGGAUACUGCAUCUCAUGUAACUAUAUACCCUAGGAUCCUUUUUCCCUGGUCUGUGUUUCCAUGUUUGUGUAAAGCGUUUGUUUUACUUCAGAUUAUGGCCAGUGGGGAUUGAAGGUUAACAGAUGAGGUCAAACGUUUGUAUGAAACUCUGUCUUCAGUUAAAUUAAUGAAGGUCAGAAGGUUAAGGAAUACAACCAGAGACAUAAAGACCACAAGUAGACUGAUGCUCCUGUUCUAACAGACCUCUUUUUAGUGUUACCAGCCAGUCUGUCUAAGUAUUCAUGUUGUAUGACCUCUAACCUGUAGUAUGUUCUGACCCCUGUCACAUGACCAGUGUGUGAACCUCGAAGCUGUGGGUGAUUUAAUAAUGAUGUAAUUCAGGAUAUCUCUUGUGUUGGUUGACCACGGUCUGUAGUCCACAGUCCAAUCAGUAUAGAAUACCAAUAACCCUUGAGUCCCAAAUGGCACCCAGUUUCCUUUAUAGUCCACUACUUUUGACCAGGGCCCUAUGGGGUGCAAUUUGGGAUUCAGCCUGGCCCUGACUCCUGUUGUCUGUUCCAGCCAGUCCUCCUUUAGUGUGUUUACGCAGAAAAACGUGUCAUUUAUGGGAAUCAGAUGACACUCUUAUGAUACGAGUGAAUAACAAUGUCUUACUGGCAACAAAUCCUGUCAACUAUGAUUAUUUUUCUUGCUUUUUUUGUAGCUGGCCUACAUGAUUAUUGAAUUAAUUUAUUGUCAAUGUCCUGUCCUGGAAAGUUAAGUUCUUUUUAAUUUCAGGCAGCUUUAGAAUGGUUGUUUCUCUUGUCUUUAUGAUUUCUCUUUAAAAUAAGUAUUAUUUGACAUAAAGAAAGCACAACUGUAUAAUGAGUGAAGGAAUUCCUUGUAAGGAAUGGUGAUCAGAGGUAUUAUUGUCAUAAUUCUUUGGGUUUUGUAAAAUUUGUUGAUCAGUCUUGGGUGUGUAUGGUUGAACAAUCUAACUAUUGUAUUCUCUUUCUGCUCUGGGAAGCUAUAGGAAUCUGCUGGAAAGUAUUCAAGCAUUCAAACAGAUUCAACAUGAUUGCACUUUUGAUAAACAUUAGGAAAAAGCUCAGACUUUGUAUAUAUUUCUUUCAUUCUGUCUUUUUUGCUCUUCUUUAUCAAGGGUGCUUCUGAAUCAACUUAAUAUACAGUGCUGUGAGGAUACCACCUAAAAUCUUGUAUUGUUCCUCAUUUUGACACGUGGUGUCUUUUUUCCGCACUAAUGAGGGAUAAAGGUAUCCUGACUGAAUAAAAAACACUGACAAAAUUACACUAAUAUACUACUGCUAGCAAUCAUACACACAUAUAUGUAUAUGUGUAUAUAUGUAUAUGUAUAUAUAUAUAUGUGUGUAUAUGUGUAAUUUAAAUAAACUGAACCGCAUGUUCCUUAUGCAAAGUUAAUGCAUCAGUCUUUAUCAUCCCAUCAAAUGGCUGAAAGUAGAAUCAUUAUAGAAUGGCAGAAUCUAAAUCCAGAUUAUAAUACUCUGGAAAUGUUGUGGGGGGCUUGAAGAGGCCAUACAAAAAAUACCUCAAGAAUUACAUUCAAAGGAGUGUUGUAAAGAGGGUGGGGCAUAACAAACUUGAGGAGUAGAAAAGGUGAUGUAGGUUUCUUACAGUUACAAGACAAACUACUAGGUUUUAAGGUUAGCUUAAGGAUAGAGGUGGAUUUAUUUUGUUAUGGGGGAAAAGAAACCUCUUUCCUGUGAUAUACUUCUUCAGCCCAAACUAUAUAGCCAUGUUGUACUUCCUCUGGGCAAACUAUAUAGCCAUGUUGUACUUCCUCUGGGCAAACUAUAUAGCCAUGUUGUACUUCCUCUGGGCAAACUAUAUAGCCAUGUUGUACUUCCUCUGGGCAGUCUCAGGAGGAGCAGUCAGUGGAAAUAGUAGCUGGCCUUCCUCUGCUGUCCAUCCACAGCUAGAACCAGGGUCUCAAACCCACUCUGAACAGCAAGGGUGCUGCCGACCCAUUUCGCCACCAUAGUUUGUCAGAAUUUUCUUUUUCCGCUAUUCCUCCUAGGGCCCACAAUAUAACCCUCCCUGUUCAUGGCACAUAUCAUUGGAUUUUCCAAGCUUGAAAUCAAGCUGCCACUGAAUAUGUCUGAGCAGUGUUAUUACCUGAGAGUAUGCAGGAAUGCAGCUUUGGAUUGAAUGACAGUUCCAUGGCAGAGAAGGUUUAGAGAGACUUGGUCUCAGAACAGAUUAAUAUCAGACCAUUCUCCUCUGGAUCCAACUCCCUGUCUCUCACUAUCCCAAGGUACCAGUGACAUUUGAGUUUCUGUGUCUUUCACGGUAAACCACCUCCUCAGCCAUACAUACCCAGGGUUUGUUUCUUUGUCUUCUCUUGAAUGGCAUUAUGAUCAACCAAUCCUCUCAUUUUCCUGUAUUAUCCAGUGUACCAUAGUGUGCAAUGGGCACCAGGAAAAAUAAAAUCUAAGCAAACUGCUGCAUGGAAUAAACACUGAUGUACCAACACACUGUU
Molecule: messenger RNA, 9498 nt
Organism: Esox lucius (northern pike)
Lineage: Eukaryota; Metazoa; Chordata; Actinopteri; Esociformes; Esocidae
Gene: map3k13
Product: mitogen-activated protein kinase kinase kinase 13
Exons: 15
Coding region: 508-3501 (997 amino acids)
Biological process (GO): JNK cascade; protein autophosphorylation
Molecular function (GO): ATP binding; JUN kinase kinase kinase activity
Source: RefSeq, a predicted model, not a curated record